UUCAACAAAGCGUGGAACCAGCCUGCGAUCCAGUACAGUAUUGGUUAGUCAUUUGGUCGUUUUCUUACAGGAAAGCAAUUCUUUUGAUAAUUGCAAGAAAGAUGUUGAAGGUCAUCUUUCCAAUUCUGUCUUUGCUACUACUUGAAACCAGUGAAACAGAAUCACAAAGUGAUUUGACAAUAAACAACGUAAAACUAAGACAUAAUCUUGAAGAUGUUGGAGAUUUUAAAGAAGGAAGCAACAUUAUUCUGACUUGUUCAGUGGACAUCCUGACAGCUCCUGGCCAAUCACCUAAUAUUUCAUACUCAAUCUAUAAGGGACAGAAAGAAGUCCUAUUGAAACAUGUUACAAUUGAGGCGCAAAAAUGUCAAUAUGUAAUACAAUCUGCUCGACCCUCACAUUCUGGAUACUACCGUUGUGAAGUGACAGCAGGAAUUCGAAGGGAAGAAAGUAAUUCCAUAUUUAUUACAGUUACAGGAAAUUUACAGACACCAGUACUCACUAUACAACCGAUGGAGGUGGUUCAGGGAAAUUCGACUGAGCUGCGCUGUACAUCUGAAGAAAUCCCUCCUCUUAGAUUCAUAUUCUAUGGAUAUAAAAAUGGACCAAACCCCCAGCGUCUCCAUGAUACUACAAGCAAUAACAAAUCUGCGACACACCGAUUGAAGGUGACAGCAGAUACAGAGAAAAACUAUAGUUGUACAGUCGAAGUGAGUGCUACCAGAAGUAUCUCAAAGCACAGUGAAAUAGUACAACUUACAGUACAUAGUCCAUUUUCAGAUCAAGUAUUUGAAAUUGAACCGUCAAGUGAAAUAUUUGAAGGAGAUAAUCUCACCACUAAAUGCAGGGUUACGCCUUUGUUUCCUCAUGUAAAACUUCAACUAAUCAUUAUGAAGGAUACAACUCCAAUAUAUAUAGGAAAUACUAGCUCAGUGGUAUUUUCUAAAACAGUAAAUACAGCGGAUACAGGAAAAUAUGGGUGCAUGGUGAAAUGGCGGAGUUUAUCUCAAACUAUAAAAAGACAAGUGACUGUGGCAGUACCAGUUUCCGUACCAACUUUAAUGUCAACACCCACUGGUGGUAAUGUGGUUAAAGAUGGCUCUUUGAAUCUUACAUGUGCUGUAUUGGGCGGAUCCUUUCCAAUAACUUACAAGUUUUACCAAGAUACAUCAGAAAAUCCUCUGCAUCAAAUAACGUUAAAUGCUACCAAAGCAGUCCAUCGUAUUGUUUCUGUUAAAAUUGAAGACAGUGGAAAGUAUUCCUGUGAGGCAUCAAAUUCUGCAGAUCAUAUCACUCGAACAGAAAGAAGUCAGUAUAUUAUUAUAACUGUAAAAGGUGGUGGUGAUGGUCUGUAAAGUCACAAUACAUGAACAACUUUCAACAGCAAUGUACACAGAUUAAGGAUAUUUACUCCAAGAUUUCACAACAGACUAUCUUUUCUGAUUGGGCUUUGUAGUAAUUGUAAUGUGUGUAUUUUAUACUUGCUGGAACAGAUGUACUUUCUUAAACUAGACCUCAUUCUCUGCAAAUGUAAUAUGUUUAAGCCUUGUACCUUUGUUUUUAAUUAGCUUGGAGCUUGUGCAUCUGACGGUUCCCCAUGGUAUAAAACUUUGUCAUGGAAAAUUUGACUUUAGAUUAAAUUUUACAUAGUAGAAGAGCAGUGUUUGUUGACAGUAGCUGGUUUACUAAUGCCCUUUCGGGAAAGAAACUGCCAGCCUGGCCUACAUGUGACUCCAGUGUCACAGCAAUGUGGGUUACUCUUAGCUGCCCUCUGGGCAAUUAGGGAUGGACAAUAAAUGCUGCCUGGCCAGCGACACCCUCAUCCCAUGAAUGAAUAAAGGAAAAAAAACUGGAGAUCACAUAUGGGCAGACACAGGUAAAGUGUAGGAAGGGACCAGCAUUGAGCAAAAAUAAUUUCCUUUUCUUGUACCCCAGAUAACACUGGCCUCUGAAAAAAGAUGAGAUAAUGCUGUCUGUUCUAAUUAGAGUCUUAAUUAAUCAAGAAUAUUUUUUCAAGUGAGAAUGCAGUGUUUGAAAAAUACUUACUUCUUAGGAAACUUUGUAAAAGCUAGUUUUGGUUUUUCAGUGCAAAACAAUGACAGCGAUAAAUGUCUUUUUGAUCAACAUUUAUGGCUGAUAUUUCCUGGAUUGUACUUGCACAGAAAUAAUGCCGAAAUUUAUGCCAGUUUCUUUGAAACAAUAUAAAUGAAUCAUAGAAAAUUUCCACAAACAUAUCUCAGAAGCAGCACAAACACUUGAAGAAAUCUGCAGGAGUAUUGAUGUUUCAAUGUAAAACUGACACAAAGCAGUUAAUGUAGAAGCAAAUUUCUGAAGAGAAUCAGUCCUAUAACAUAGUUAAACAUAGAACAGUACAGCACAGAACAGGCCCUUCAGCCCACGAUGUUGUGCCGACCAGUUAAACGAAAACAUUUUAGUUAAACUAAAAUGUUCUCAGAAAUUCUGAACCGAUUUACUUAUUUGUGUAUUUACAUAUAUAGAACAAAAGACAAAUUAAUAGUCUGUUUCUGAAAUUGUUAAUUAUGACAUUUACCACCAGCAGCAAUGGAGAAAGUUAAAGCUAUGAGCUUUAGCAAUUAAAUAACUAAUUCCUGCCAUGUUUAUUGCAUGGUGCGCGCAAUAUAUUUCACAAUCUGGUGUUGGAAUAUCUGUGUUGGUUAUCAAACAGUUUGAUUUUCAAAAUAAUUCACAUAUGGAAAGGGUUUCAUUAUAUUUAUUUCUCCAUGAAUACCAUGCAAAAAUGUACAUACAUUACUAAUAUUUAAUCAAUAACUCUGAAUUGCAGUGCUUCCAAAGUCUUGUAAUUCUAACACCACACUGCUCUUUAACUCUAACUCUAAUUCUAACUUCUAUAAACACUAAUAGAACUCAAAAAUAGGUGUACUUCUGCUAAAAAUAUUGUUGAAAAUUUGAAAGAUAGUUUACAUAAUACUAAUCUACCAACUUUAGCACCUUCUCCACAAUGUCCUGCUCUCUCAAUGAAUACCAGCUCAUGAUAUUAGAAUGAUCCAUAAUUCCUCUAAUCCAAGUAGAACAAUAGUGAAGAACUGUAUAUGAAUACUGAUUAAAUUAACACGCACUUGUCAAAUGAAUUACAGCAUUUCCAGAGAAUUGAAUAAUCCUACAUUUUAGCUUCCACAUCAUUAUCACACAGUAUAGUUAAAGCUUCCUCCUGUCUCAAAUUUUUAACCCUGAGUUCAUAACAGUAUUGCGAUGCUGUGGCAUGUUGCUUUCUAAAGGAUCUAUCAUUUGGUGACAAUGCUAAACCAAAGCAGAUUUCAAGCCAAAUGUCAAGAUCUGCUGUGGUCUUCUGUUUACCAAAAAUUACACUGAUCGCUCGAAGUAAUUUCAUUUAAGGUAUAUUUUUGCCUUCACUGCUUGGACUAGGUAGAAUCAAAAUGAAAUAAGCCACUGAUGUAGUGAAAGAAAGAUCUAAAGUUUUGGCGCUGAUAUUCAGUCCCUCCCAGUAGAUCUAUCCUUUUGCACUUCAUUUUUUAAGACAAUCUAUUUUUACAAUCAACCUGUUCAGAGAUGUUAUUACAUACCUGUGAAGCAUGUGGGACUGAAACUCAGGCCUCCUGGUCCAGUGGUAGGGGCAUUGUAACUGUGUCACAAGACGGCCCUCCUUGUGCACUUUAUUUUAAAAACAUUAGCCUGUUUUUUUUCUAAUUAACCUGUUCAAAGAUGUUCUUACACACUUCUGGAGCAGGUGGGACUUGAACUUGAGCCUCCUAGUCCAGGGAUAGGGAUGCUAUCGCCCCAUCGCAAGAGGGCAUCCUUCUGCAUUUCAUCUUGGUUAUACUGAUGGGCUACAUCUGUAACUUUUAAU
Stegostoma tigrinum is the source of this 3847-nucleotide messenger RNA. Its product is annotated as Fc receptor-like protein 5. Bases 102 to 1355 code for a protein of 417 amino acids. The record is from RefSeq and is a predicted model, not a curated record. The transcript has 7 exons. NCBI's taxonomy places the organism in Eukaryota, Metazoa, Chordata, Chondrichthyes, Orectolobiformes, Stegostomatidae. Gene Ontology annotation, biological process: cell surface receptor signaling pathway. Gene Ontology annotation, molecular function: transmembrane signaling receptor activity.